GUCAAAGCCCACAUUAACGCACACACAGGUGUGACAGUUAGAAAACUCCUCUCUCCCUCUCUUGCGCUCGCUCUCUCUCUCUCUCUCUCCCUCUCUGCCUGUCAACACGCAAGUGUGAGCGAGUUGCCAUUAUGCUAUCUGCGAGAUACUUUUGGGCACUACCACUUCAGUUGCCGAUAAAACGUCAAGCUGAUUCCACGCUCCACGCUGCGCCACAAAAACAACUUUCGGACGAGUCACACGCAUUCCACGACAAUACAUAAAUGUAAUUUUCUUCGCUAUUUCAUGCCGCAUAUAAUCAGCCGCAGCAGCAGAAAUAAGUCAAACAAAGCGAAAACAUUCCGCAACGGGAACGGGAUAAAACUCAGUUACUGCUACGCUUGAAGUUGUUCGUUCCAGUCUCUUCCAAAAUGUGCCGCUGUUGUCAAAACUGCUUGGAAGAUUUCUACUGGAACUGCUUUGAAGAACGGUUUUGUUAUGAUGAAUCAAUCGCCAACUAUAAUGCCGAAGACGAUGAGGAAUAUCUAUCGGCCCAGAAGAGUGGCACGAUUAUUGGCCGCGCUCAACAUGCUGGGCCGCCGGACAAUAACCAGCAUCUACUGACUGUGCCACACCCAAUUUGCAAUCAGCCGCUGGGUCGUGGCAACUCGGGCCUAAUGAGUGCCAAAAUACACGAAGAGGAUUAUCGCCGCGUGACGCAGACGAAUGUGCCCAUGCUUGGCCCAGAGAUACUGGCGGUGUUCGCCAACUCGCAGAUCUUCCAGGACCAUCAGCCAACCAAGCUGAACCGCAUCAGCACGAAGACCUACCUGGCGGGCAUCCACUCGCCCAAUAAGGAGGCACCCACCACGCCGCGUCUCAGCGAACAGGAGCGCCUGUUGCGACGUCUGGAAGGUAAUGAGGGGCACAGCCACGCCCAAACCGGAGCCGUACCGACGACAUCCGAGAAACGGAUUACCUUCACAUUGGCGUCCUCGGACUCAUCGCCGGAGGGCAGCCAGACGCUGACGCCGAAGAAGUUUGAGCCCAUUGCCGAAGAGGAAAAGGAGGAUGACAAGGAUAUGCUGGACGAGGUGAUAUUGCGACCGCGUCUCAUCGAUCGCCAUCCGCAUCUGCUGCCAAACGUGGCCGGGCUGGCGGCGACGCCCAAGCGCAUUCUGCGCUCCGCCAAGAGUGUGCCGCACAUGAGUGUUGCGGCCAGCGAGACGGACAUAUUCGCCAUAACGGGCACGGGCAGCCAGAUCAGCAUGACCCCGGAGGUGCCGUCCAUAUCGUUCAGCAACUUGCCGAAGAACUACGAGGACACGCCGACCAUUGAGAAGUAUCGCGUCUCGCAAAGCCUCUACUCCAUACAGAACGCGAAUGCGGCGCGUGCCUCACAGGAUGACUACUCGAUGCCUCGCUAUUUCCGGCGCUCCAAUAUGCUGUUGACUCAGAGCACCGAAAUACUGCCCGGCUCCAUAUCGCUGGCCUCCAUAUCAACGUCCGCGACCUCCACCUCCUCGUCCAAGGACGAGCUGCGUCGUCCCGAGCAGGUCAAGAGCAAGCGCCUCCAAAUGCUGCGCGGCAACCUGCCUCCGCUUCUCAUCCACUCGGUUUCCUUCAAGCGCAAUCGAGAUGAGGCCAAGCAAGUUGAUUAGCUCUCUCUACACCCGUUAUUAUUACUUAAUCAUUUUAUUGUUUAAACAUUGUUGUUCAAUUUAUGUUGUCUUAAAUCAAAUGUGCCUUGCUAUACUCGUAUUUGUCCAUGCUGGCGACUAAAAACA
Messenger RNA from Drosophila montana, 1766 nucleotides. RefSeq lists its product as uncharacterized. The coding region runs from base 411 to 1640 and encodes 409 amino acids. The transcript has 5 exons. The record is from RefSeq and is a predicted model, not a curated record. Lineage: Eukaryota; Metazoa; Arthropoda; Insecta; Diptera; Drosophilidae.